UAAUCCAGCUACGGGCGCACUGCUUGGGCGUUUCUUUUUAUUUACGUUUGUGAAUUUGUCUUAUUUUGCUAGGAAAAUCCAAUAGUUUAGCCUGAAUCUUGAAAUAAAAUGCAUUCCCAGACGAAUCUCAUAGCAGUGCUGCUGCUGGCAGCUCUAAUUCACGAAGGCUCUGCGAUUUGGUGCUACCGCUGCACUUCGGCCACGCCCGGCUGCGCGGAGAACUUUAACUGGCGGGGAAUAGGAUUCCUGGGCGAGCGCUGCCCAGAACCCAACGACAUUUGUGUCAAGGUGACUGAGAGACGCGGCGCCAUGGAAACAAUCACCCGCGAUUGCCUCAGCGCACUGAGCUUCCGCAAGGACAUUCCCGCCGAUAAGUACGAGGGCUGUCGUCCGGCCGCCAAGGACGAGAGGCUGGCGCACUACGUCAACCACACGAUCAAGGAGCACGACGUGCGGCGAGACUACUUUAUGGACACCACGUUUUGCUUCUGCUUCCUGGAUCACCGCUGCAAUGGAGCCAGUGGACUGCAGGUGUCGGCAAUAAUGGGUCUCCUUGCCGUGGCCACUGCGCUGCUCCUUCGCUAGAAUCUCCAAUAGAGUGGAGUGCCCAAGUGCCUUACUAACUCACUCAACAACGACGAGUCUCGUCCAACAUUCCGUCCGCACACUUUGUACAACUUUUUGACAUGGCUUUACAGCUUUUGGAGUCUUGUGUUUACUCAACUAAUUAAAUACAUUUUACCAUAUUUAUAAACAGGA
This is a messenger RNA of Drosophila elegans, 759 nucleotides long. RefSeq lists its product as uncharacterized. NCBI's taxonomy places the organism in Eukaryota, Metazoa, Arthropoda, Insecta, Diptera, Drosophilidae. Gene Ontology annotation, biological process: regulation of synaptic transmission, cholinergic; sleep; positive regulation of voltage-gated potassium channel activity. The transcript has 3 exons. Bases 109 to 585 code for a protein of 158 amino acids. The record is from RefSeq and is a predicted model, not a curated record.